Molecule: messenger RNA, 2511 nt
Organism: Rotaria sp. Silwood1
Lineage: Eukaryota; Metazoa; Rotifera; Eurotatoria; Philodinida; Philodinidae
Source: the annotation of a GenBank genome assembly
AUGUCGAAUAAUAAAUACUAUAAUUCCAUAAAAUCUCAACAGCCACAAUCAAAUGUUCAUAGUUAUGUUCGGCAUCGUCAUCAUCAUCGUCAUACUUCUCAUAAUUCAUCUCCAAUGCGACCAAUUCAACAUGUUUCUUCAUAUUCAAAUCCUCCUUUAGAUGAUGAUGAAAAUAAUAAUGAUAAUAAUCAUCAUCAUCAUAAUACACAAAAUCCUCCAGCAUUAAUAUCAAGCUCAUUUUUAUCAUUAAGUCAAUCAACAGCUUAUUUUCUUGAUCGUAUUGAUUUAGAAAAUUAUUCAACAACUAUAUUAAAACAAACAGUUGAAAAUGUUUUAUCAAAAGCAAAAUCCCGAGGUUUAAAGGUAAAGAUAUCACUACCAGAUGAUGGCUUAAUUAUACAUAAUAUAAAUGAUUCAAAUCAAUCAUGGAUAUUAAAAAAAUCAGAAUUACUUUAUUUUUGGCGUGAUCCACAUUAUUUAAAUAUAAUUGUUGUUGUUACAUUUAAUCAAUCACGACAACGUACAAAUCGACCUUAUUCAGCAUCAAUAUUUCGUUUACGUAAUAAUGAUUCUACUCAAAUAUUUCUUCAACAAGCUCAAUUAUUUUUUGCUAAUUUACCAGCAUCUAUUACUAGUUUAAGUACAUCAAAAUCUAAUAGAAAUAAAUCAAUUGAUAGAACAAAUCGAACAGAAAAUCGAUUUAUUACUGAUCAAAAAUCCUUAUCUUAUAGUAAAACUAAAGCUCUUUCAAUGAUUACUGAACCAUAUUAUGCUAAAAAUAAGUCUUUAACUAAUCGUAAUCAAUCUCCACGAACAACAAGUAUUCGUCAUGUUACACGAGCUGAAUUUGAUCCUGGUAAAACAGUAAGAAACUCAAGAGCCAAUAAUUAUAAUCAUCGAAUAUAUAGUGAAACAGGAUCAUCAACAGAUUCUCAAAGAGCAAAUUCUCCAAGAGAAAUUGCAUUCUAUACAGAAAAAAUGGAUGAUGAUGACAAUAAUAAAAUGACAAAUCUAAGCAAUAAUUUAUCAUCUGAACAAAUUGUUGAAUUAAUGCGUGAAUUAAAAGAUUUACGAAAUGAAAUAGCUUUAUUAAAAUUAGAACAGAGAAUACAACCAGAUACAUGUUCAAUGAGUACAAGUCCAUUAGCUAUUGAUAUUGAAUGUUGUAAACAAACAACAGAUUCAUCAACAACAACAUCACCAACAUUUCCUAAUAUAACAUCACCAUAUGAAGUGGAUGCGGAAACACAAACUGAUUUUAGUUUAAUACAUCAUAGACGACGACAAUCACCAAAAAAAAAUAAAAAAACAAUGAUUGGAUCAGGUGGUAUUUCAACAACAAUGAAGAAAAACACUGAAGAAUCAUAUAAAAGAAAUUCUAGAACUUAUUCCAAUAGUUCAACAAAUACUAUAUCUGAUCAAGAAGGAACAUCAUCAGAAAGUUCUUCUCAAGUGAGUGAUUUAUCAAAUGGUAUAAAUAAAUCACUUGUUCAACAACAAUAUCAGCCAACAAUCAUACCAACACCACCUCGUCCUGUAUUGAUGAGAAAUCAAAAGAAUUUUACACCUUUAAAUAAUUCACAAUCUUAUACAAUACCCAAUGGUAAUCUAAUAGUACCUCAUUUCAAUUCUAUUGAAGAAGGUUCAUUACCACUAGGUAUAUCUACGACUACUGAAAAAGAAAUGUCUAAAUUUCUUUCUACAAGUAUUUCUUCUUCAAAUCCAGAGAUAAUUAGACCCUCAGUACCAAUAAUUACAGCAGGAACUACAAGUUUUCAACCGUCAUUAGAAAAUUCAAAUGUUCCUAAGGAACAUAUCUAUGAAAAUAUACCUAUUUUAAUACAACAAAGCUCGAAUCAUGAAAGUUAUUAUAAUAUACCUAUUAUUAAUGUAGAUAAUCAACAACAACAACAACGACAACAAGAGCCACAACAACAUCAACAUCAACAAAAUCAAUCGAAUGGUUAUGGUUAUUAUCCUGUCACAAAUAAUCGUGAAUCUGAAACUCAACAACAACAAGUUAUUUCAGGACAAACAAUAUCUAAUUCUCAUCCAACAACAAAUAACAAUAAUUCUGAAAUUCUAUCAUUAACAAUGAAUGUUCAACCACAAAAACCACAAAUAAUAUCUGCUGGUCGUCAUCGUAAUCAACCAAUAUUUUUUGCAAAUCAUUUAACAAAUCCAAUAUUUAAUGUUGAUAAACAAUUAUUAAUAAAUACCGUUGCUAAUCAAUUUGGUGUUGAUCUUAAUUCACCACAAUUACAACAAUUAGUUACAAAUCAACAUUUAUUUGCUGCACGUAGACGUACAUUUGCUAACAUGGUUUGGCAAUUAACACCUGAUGAAGAAACUGCUCUAUGUUCACCAACGACAACAUUACAAACCGAUACUAUUGAUAUAGAUAUACUUGAUACAAAUGAUUCAGCAAAUCGACCAAUAUUAAAAGCAACUAAUCGUUUUCAGUCAACAUCUAAACGACGAAGUAUUAGUUGGGAUACUACAUUAGACUGA